GUAUCCCGUGGGGCCAGAAAGGGUGAGUGGUUGGCAACCUUGACAUGGUACAAUCCGACAAGACUGACCACAAUGAACGUCAAUGAGACAGGCGUCCCUUUUGUUCUCGAUGAAAAGUACUUCUGAUUUUGAAGACGUCCUCAACGAAAUGAAGCGGUGGGAAGUGACUAUGGCUUCCAGCAGGCAUGGCUUCGGACACGGUUACUGGAUAAGAAGAGAACAGCAGGGUCUUCCCUCCAUUGCUCAAAUCAAUCCUCUGACUGUGGCCAAGUCAUCCACCAGACGGCUCCGAAGAUACAUCACCAACGCGCGCCCGGGCCGGCUGAUAGAUCCCAACAAUCCGCACCUAGUCCAUUCAGUGAGCAUUACAAACCAGCUGACUAAGAGUUCCCAAUCAAUCCAGUACCUACGCCAACCUCUAUAUCUUCAACCUCCACAAGAAUGGGCUCCCGGACGUCUCCUUCAACGCUCGGCAAGCACUAUUGCAGUUUCUGGGAUGCUUGAAGAAGGUGUCUACAAAAUCAGCAAACUGAAAUCAAACCCAAUCGAUCGAAUUAGGAUGAGAAGGCUCCCAUCUUCUACGGCAGGGGAAGUAGCACCCACAUUGCCAACACAACUGAAAAUUGCCAGGCAAACUUCGGGACCAAGUUCAAGCACCGUCAAUGCAACUCGCGGCUCCACUGUCGAGCAGCUGCGACGCAGGUCCCGAGUCCGUCUUUCACAGUUCAGCAAACACUAUCUGGCUGGCUUGACAGAAGCCACUAGGAUAUGGAAUGAACACAUGAGACGGGGUAAAGAGGAGAGUGACUUGGUGAGCGACCUUGAAGAGAAAGUCAGGAUCUGGAUGAGACAUGCAAGGGUGUGUUACCGAGACCUGCACAAAGUAGAAGCCGCUACUAAGAGGAGGAUGAGAGGUCAACCAGUCGGGACCGGUACGCUUCGACGAUUGCCCAAACCAGGAGUAGGAUCGCAUUUCCCCCCCAACGUGCCUUUUGCUUCAGGAAGGCCUAUGAUCCAAAGUACACCUCAGUCGAUAAUGAUACCUCCCGCCCCAGCAGGGACUUUUCCUUUGGCUACGCCUUCUCCUAUUCUCUCCAGCAGAUCGGCCGUCUUUUCAUCUUUACGGCCAAGAAGUCAUUUUGAGUUGCCCAAGCAGUUUGCUUCGCUCACAGCAACCACUCAAAGUCCACCAUCUACUACGGGCAUCUGGGGCGAAAGUGUAUCUGCUAGUGGAUUCCUGUGAUCUUGUUGAACAAUCGGACGGUCGAAUGAUUUGAUUCUCCCUAGGCUAGCUGUUGCCACUUGAACGGACUUCUGCGGCGGAAUGGAUCGCAUCCUGUAUAGUAUGGUACUCUGAAUGGGGUUCUGUCUGGGCAAUCGUCAUAAACGAGUUCAGGGCAGGCGUAGCUGAACGAAAGGUACCGCCUCGACUUAUAGUGUAGAGUAGACGUCAACCCAAGUUAAGCUUAGAUCAACUGACUCGAGCCUUAUGAGAACCUGCUGCUUAACG
Molecule: messenger RNA, 1510 nt
Organism: Neurospora hispaniola
Lineage: Eukaryota; Fungi; Ascomycota; Sordariomycetes; Sordariales; Sordariaceae
Exons: 1
Coding region: 83-1243 (386 amino acids)
Source: RefSeq, a predicted model, not a curated record